Molecule: messenger RNA, 1269 nt
Organism: Cetraspora pellucida
Lineage: Eukaryota; Fungi; Glomeromycota; Glomeromycetes; Diversisporales; Gigasporaceae
Source: the annotation of a GenBank genome assembly
AUGGGUUUAAUUACUCGAAAAAUAUUAUCCUUGGUAAAAACUAUUGAAAAAAUUUUCGCAAUUUCUAAGAUCAAUUUUUUUUUGCUAUUCGUUCCUGUAGGAUACAUAGUGCACUUUUAUACAAAUAAUGACACAUUAGUUUUUGUGACAAACUUUUUGGCAAUUGUACCAGCGAAAAGGUUACUUGAAAUUGCAGCUAAAGGACUUCCAUAUUACCACAAAUUUCAUCAUUCAGGUCUGUUGAUAUAUACGUUUGCCAAUGUAAUUGAAUUCAUAGUAGCUAUAAUAGCAUUGAUGAAAGGUGAAAUUCGGAUUGUUCAAGCAUCAAUGCUAGGCAUUAUAUUCUAUAAUAUCCUAUUUGUAUUAGGAUCAUGUUUUCUAUUUGGCGGGGUUACUACUUUUAUAAAAAGUGAAGGUCGGCAGAUUGAACAAAAGUUUAGUCCGACCGCUUCACAAAUGAGUUCUAGUUUGAUGACUUUGGCAUGCAUUACUUUAAUUUUACCCACCGCACUCUACAGUCUUAUCAAUAGAACUUUUCAUUUUUCCCAUGAAACUAAUACUAUCAAUGUUGAUGAUAAAAUUUUACAUAUAAGUUAUGGAAUGUCGUUAGCAUUGCUGGCCGUAUAUGCACUUUAUUUAUGCUUUCAGUUAAAAACCCAUAAAAGCUUGUUUGCAAAUGUAGAAGAUAGCGAACAUGAAAAUAAGGGUAAACGCGAAGCCAAAUCUGAAGACUUAGAAAGCGGAGAACAAGGACAUGAAAACACAGUAAACAGAGAACAAGGACAUGAAAACAAAGAAAGCGGAGAACAAAUAGAUGAAACUGAAGAAGAAAAAGAAAUACACAUAGGCCCAAAGAUGUCAUUUAUUUUGCUAAUUUCAACUAUGGUGAUGAUCUAUUUUUCAGCAGAAUUUCUCGUAGGAUCAAUUGAAGGAAUUGUUAAAUCCUUGGAGAUAAGCGAAACCUUUAUUGGAUUGAUUUUAAUACCUAUACUUGGUAAUUUUGCAGAGCAUAUACACUCUACUACCAUUGCAAUGAAAGAUAACAUGACUCUAGCUAUUGGUAUUACUGUUGGGUGUUCAACUCAAGUCGCGUUAUUUAUUACCCCAAUAUUGGUGAUUUUGGGAUGGAUUAUUGGACAACCAAUGUCUCUACUUUUUUCACCUUUUGAAGCUAUUUGUUUGUUUAUUGCAGUUUUACUCAAAAAUCAAUUAAUCCAGCUUCUUAUAAUGCAUUCUAAACAUAUUAAGUUUAAACUUUUUUCAAAUUAA